This is a messenger RNA of Lethenteron reissneri (Far Eastern brook lamprey), 2994 nucleotides long. It is a transcript of the gene VPS37A, whose product is annotated as VPS37A subunit of ESCRT-I. The record is from RefSeq and is a predicted model, not a curated record. Gene Ontology annotation, cellular component: ESCRT I complex. Gene Ontology annotation, biological process: protein targeting to vacuole; ubiquitin-dependent protein catabolic process via the multivesicular body sorting pathway; protein targeting to membrane. Lineage: Eukaryota; Metazoa; Chordata; Hyperoartia; Petromyzontiformes; Petromyzontidae.
CGCGGCCACGACCCGGAAGAGACCGUGGAUGAUACCUUUGGAGGCCGAGGGGCUUUACCCGCGUUACCGGCGUUACCCGGGUAACGUUACCCAGUUUCCACCACCGCGUUACCGGGGUUACCCGGGUAACGUUACCCAGUUCCCACCACCACGUUACCGGGGUGACCGCCGCCAGGGACCACGGUACCCGCGUCUCGCGAACAAAGUUGCCUGCGUGAGGCGGGGUUACCCUCUGGGUUACCCAGCGUCAUGAGCUGGUGGGCACGACGCCAGGAGCCUCCGGCGGCGCCUUCUGUUCUCCAGUCGCACCGACAGUUGCAGAUCCAGUCGCUGCAGGCAGCCAUCCCGGGGACGGUGGAGGUGCAGAAGGACAUUGUGUAUAACGUGCCAGCAGUCAUCGACAACCAGACACUCACCAUCAACGUGUUUCUCCCACCACAGUUUCCCCAGGAUCGCCCGGUCGUGCACGUUAUGCCGUAUGUUCGUCACCCUUGGCUCAACGAGAAAUGCCAGGUCAUCGGCUCCCCUGCCAUCAAUGGGUUUGUCAUACAGUCUGACCUGGGAAAAGCGGUGGUCAGCGUCUUGGAGGAAUUCAGGACAAACCCUCCUUGUUUUGGAGCCUCUCGUGCUCCCUAUUCCACUCAGCCAAUAGGCUUUGCUCCGCCUGCCGUGACCUCUCACCCUGCCGUGACCUCUCACCCUACCGUCACCUCGCACUCUGACACGACCCCCUUGGGCAAGGACACGAGAACACAGAAGGGCGUUGAAAGUUCAGACAUUUUUGCACAAGUGGCGGAGAUGAGCGUGUCGGAGCUGCGAGCACUCUCGGACUCUGAUGAGCGACUCGGGGCGCUCGUGCUCACUCACUCGGCCGUCGCGACGUUUUGGGAGGAGACGGUGGUACAAGCGACGAGAAACGAGGCGCUGGCACAUGAAAACUUGUCCAUGAAACCUCAGCUGGAUUGCAGACGCAAUGAGUUUCUGCAAAAGUGUGAGGAGUUGAAUCGCUUCAAGUCGGCGUUUGACAAGAAGGUUGAAAAACAGCAUGAGAUGAAUGAGCUCCUAGGAGUGAGUGUACUGGAGGCUCGUCUCAAAGUGGCCGCCCUCCAGGCGGAGGAAGAGUCCGAGGCGUCUGCCGAGCGCUUCCUGGAUGGGAGUUGCAGUCUUGAAGACUUCCUGCCCGCGUUCAUGGAGUCACGAACGCUCUACCACAUGAGGAAAGCAAAGGAGGAGAAACUUCUUCAGCUACUGUGAAGACCGCCCUCCCUCGGCAUCCCAGACCUCACAAACUGGACUCUCUCAACCGUGGGGGGGGGGGGGGGGGGGGGGCGGGAGCGACCGACACCUACGGGCCCCCAUCAGCCACAAUCGGAUAAAAGUGCGCGAUGGAGGGGUGUGGCCCUCGUCAUAGAAACGUGGAAUUGUCACCAAUGGCUCGGAGCGGCCAGCGGACAUGAGUGCUGCCUCAUGCCUCACUUGAGCACGGAGACACUUUGCCUUGUAUGUUUAAAAAAAAUCAAAAUAAAAUGUGCUGCCUUGGCAGAUUGCGGGUUGUAUAUAAACAGAAGGCGUCUGUUAAAUCGUAUUUGUGAAAUCGGAAUCGAUAUUCUCAAGUCGUGAGCCUGUAACGAAAUUACCUAGAAUGCACUAAACUCAUCAGGUCUUGAGGGUUAGGCAGGUUUGACCAUGCAUAGUGCUUGGAUGGGUGACCACCAUGCAUGACGCAGGUGUGAUGGGCUGCUGCAGAGGCAUGUGGUUAAUGAACAGCAAUGGAAAUAGAUUUUUGUGCUGCGCUUCCAUACUCCCCUCCUUAAACCCAUGCUGCGGAGUGUUGAGGUAUGGCCAAGUAAGCCCCAUGAUCCGCAAGACAUUCAGCAGUAGAUUGACACGAGGCCUGCACAUGUGCAUUCACAUUUUAUAGUGGCGUUAGAUUUUACUGGUUCCUCAUCGGCAGUGUGGCCUCUCAAAUUCAAGGCUAUGGAUCGAGCAGUUGCAGAGAAAAAAAUAAACCGAUCAUCUGAGGUGUGACGUCAUUGCUUUAUCAUGAGAUGGCAUCCCCCAGUGGGAAAGAGCUUAUCCUGUUAAAUUGACAAUUAGUGGCGUCAUCGGAUGGGAUGUUAUACAGUCCUGCUUUAGUGACGUCACUUUGAGGUGAGGCAGACAAUCUUAUUCUUAUGUGAUUCCAGACCUGCUGUUGUGCGAUGAUGUCAUUCUAUUCGUAUUCACAGCGAGUUGUGCUUUAAUGCUGUCAUUUUAUAAGCCACUUGUGUGGAAGCUUUAAAUGUUGCGUGACGUCAUCGUAAGAGGGUCCGAUGAUCAUUGUGACGUCAUGCAUCAUGUUACGUCAUCGUCUCAACUGAACGUUAACGCCCUUUCUGCAUAAGCACCAUUGCCUAAAAGGCCGCUUUUACAUAUUUUUAUUUAACGAUAUUUUCCCUUAUCGUUUAUUUUCAUAACGAUUGGGAUCUGACCCCGCUCCUCCCGGUGAGCUACGUACAUGCCAUUCCUUACCGACGUCGAGCAGAUGACGUCAUCUUGGCUUGCGGCGUCAGUGGCGUCAACCGACCCACACGACGUCACCCGGAUCGAGAUUACUCACCGUCACGUCGCCUCCGUUGAGACGCGUUGAGUGACGUCAUCGCAUUUUGAUUUAUGGCAAAUGGGACUGAUGACGUAAUAUGCGCGGGGGAGGGGGUGCGAGGGUUUCUGUUGGUGACGUCGCACCCGUUGUGAGUGACGUCAUCGCAUUUUUCCGGGGAACCCCCCCCCCCCGAGCAACACGCGCGGGCUUUGCCGUAAAGCUAAUAAAAACCUGUUUUUACGACGGCGGCGUAAAGCGAUUCACCUGUCAAUCUUUUUGCAACCGCGUCGUAAAGCGAGUACCCCCACCCACAAUUUCUCUGCAGUGGGACCCCAUCACAAAUAAGCUGCCCCCCCCAAAAACAAAUAAAACAUGCUUCAAGUCGCUUUAACUAUUGUCAUUGUAAUGCGUAU